GAAGACACUAUGAUACGUUUUGUUUGAAUGCUAGGUUCAAGGAGCGUUGCUUGACAACAGCGGAUUAUAGUCCGUGCAAAUAAUUUUUGAUCUAGGCCUUUGAUUACCAGAUCGAUACAUAAUUAAGAGACCAACAUGGCCGACCUAGAGGCUGAUGUGACCCAAAAGGAAGCAGAGAAUGCCAAAGCAGAUGAGAAGGAGGUUGAUACUAAAGCAGAAGAUAAAGCUGCAAAGACGCCUGAGAAGUCAGGCACUCCAGCCAAAGCGAAAAGGGAGAAGACUUCAUCAUCCAAGCCAGCCAAGAAGGGUGGAAAAGGGGCAGCUAAACCUAAGGCAGAAGAGGCACAGAAAACACCAGAGCCCGAAGGCGGUGGAGAUGGAACAGAACUGCCACCCAAGGUGGUGCCCUUGUUCAUGGCUGGCAAGACCCAAGAACUGUUCAAGUGUGUUUGCGGUGAAGAUGUUACAGAUGAGAACCCCAUCAAGCUAAUCAGUAAGGAGGAUAUUAUUCAAGACAUGAAGACCAGGGCAGCUGUCUCCGAUUUCUCUCCAUUGAAACAAGCCAUUUUGAAUUAUGAUGGAGAAGAGAUUAUGGUAGUGUUCGAUGCAGAAUUCAAAUAUGGUGAGAACUUCAUCAUUGCGCUGACAGAGGAAGCAAAGGAAAAACUUAACAGAAAGUUCAAUCCUGCAGCAGUAGAGGAAGGAGAAGAAGGAGGGGAGGAAGGAGAAGGUGGAGAAGGAGGAGUAAUAGAAGAAGAAGAUACGACAGUCUAUCGCUACAUUCCUCCCGAGGCUAAGGAGUGGAUUUCUCUCGGCAGUGAGAAGGAGAUCGAAGAGGAGGCUGUGGUGGAGACUAGAGAUAAGCUCUCCUUCACCGUCCAGCGUGUAAGGCGCGACUUUGGCGCCCCCACAAAGUUCUCUGAUCGUGGACCUGACGAUGUCAAGGAUGGGUACAUUGAGUGCACAUCAUUCGAAGACAAGAGCUACAACCUGAAGAAGGUGGAACUAGACAUAUCUGUGCAAGCCAUACCGACUUACAUUGACAACGGUACACAAACAGACUGGAAGCAUCCGUGUCACAACGUAACCCAGUAUGCCCCCCGUGUGUUCAGUGAAGAGGAAUGUGCCAAGAUACUAGCUUCCAAAGAACUUCAGGAAUUUGUCGAGAAAGUGGAGCCAAGAUUUGACCUGGCCCUGCAGCAGAAUGAAAUCAUGGACGUGUUCUUGGAUGAUUGGCAGGAAUUAGCCAGUGAGGACAGUACAUUUGGAAGCAAGUCAGACAAUUACCUCAAGGAGUACCAGUCUUUCACCGACCUUCAAUUUAGCAAGGACAAGGUGCUGACCGCCGUGGAGUGGCAUCCGACCAUCAAAGGGGUCAUCGCUGUGUCCUGUGCCGAGAGGAUGACCUUUGAUGACCGGGUAGAACACUCCUCCAAGAUCAUCAUGAACCCCUCCCUCAUACUCCUCUGGAGUUUCACCGACCCCAUCCAUCCACAGGUGCUACUAGAAGCUCCAGAUGACAUAUUCUGCUUCAAGUUUAACCCUUCUGAUCCCAACAUCAUCACGGCUGGCUGCAUCAACGGUCAGGUGGUCAUGUGGGACAUCAGCAAACAUGUUGAUCGUCUCCGUAGUAACCAACGAGGCAAACAGUCCAAGAAGAACAGUAUGAUGAAUCUGCGGUAUGGUAGAGGGAGAGACAAGCCUGGAUUUGAAGAUGAGAAUGCGGAUAAGACUCCUGUGGUGAGAUACUGCGCCGUGUCUGCCAUAGAGCACAGCCACAAGUCAGCUAUCUCUGAUGUUCAGUGGGUACCAGACCAUAUGGAGAUUACUCGGAUGGGUGUCGUUUGUGAAAAUAAGCAGCAACAAUGUCACCAGAUUUUAACUGGUUCUUCCGAUGGGUACGUUGCUAUUUGGGAUACCCGGCCUCCCAAGGGUCAAACCCCAACCAUUGAUAACGCCAAGCAUGAUAACCCACUGGGUGUAGCAACGACAUUCAAACAUCUGGAUCUUACAUGGAAACCUGUCAUCAAGAUACCCAUAAACCGCAUGGAAGGCAGCGGAGACUACUGUCCGACCAGAGUGAGCCUACAGGAGAGGCAAGGGGAUAGAAGCGUGUUGGAGAAGCAGCCUAAGAGUGAAUUAGAGAAGAAGGAUAGUAGUAUGGGUGGCCUAGGGAUAUCUUUGAGAGGGGGUUCAGCCAAGGAAAAGAGACCCCUGGAAGGAGCUACAACUAAAUUCUAUGUUGGUACACAGGAAGGAGAAUUGGUGUAUGCUGAUUGGAAGCUAGAGAAGGACACCGACUCUGGACGACUCCAAGCUCCCAAACCCCUGUUUGCCACCCAGGUCCACGACAAGGGCAUUGAAGCCCUCCAGAGAUCACCCUUCUUCAAGGAUGUUUUACUCCUGGUCGGAGGCUGGACAUUCUCACUAUGGAAGGAAGGCAAAGAGUUUGGUCCUCUGCUGACCUCCAGCGCCGCGGCCAAGCCCCUGACCGCUGCUUACUGGUCACCCACCAGACCUGCUGUUUUCUACAUCGGCACGGCAGAAGGCAAUGUGGACGUCUGGGAUCUCCUGGACAAGACUCAUGAACCGUCCCUCUCUCAGAACAUCUCGGCCGCGGGGAUCACCAACAUCUACCCGUGGGUGGUGUCAGGCAAGCAACAGCUUCUUGCAGUGACUGAUAAGAUUGGGACACUGCACAUCCUGGAGGUUCCCUGGACCCUCAGAAACCCAACUCCUAAUGAGCUGUCGAGCUUCACCUACUACCUGGACAGAGAGGUUCAGAGAUUGGAGUUCCAGGAAAGCAGGACGAACUUCCAUGUGGACAACAAGAGGAAAUUGGAUCAGGAGGAAGCUCAGAAGAAGAUGGCGCCGCCUCAAGAGCCUAGCACCGAGGAGGUAGAAAACAAACAGAGGAUUGAAUUCCUGGACUUCAAGGAUGAUGAGAAGAAGUUCCUUGAAGAUCUCGGUCUCAUCGUGGAGGAAGAAGAGCCACUUCCAGAGGUCUAAAUUGUUAACUUAGUCUGCAUUUUAGGUUUCCUUCCCUUAAAACCCCACUGCACUACUUAUAGCUACUUGCACCCUCUAUAUAGCAAACAAUGCCUAAUCGGUGACCAUUGGUCCCCCAUGAUCCCCCUUUUCUUAUGUUAAU
Strongylocentrotus purpuratus (purple sea urchin) is the source of this 3151-nucleotide messenger RNA. RefSeq names its product WD repeat-containing protein 63 (gene wdr63). Gene Ontology annotation, cellular component: inner dynein arm. Gene Ontology annotation, biological process: cilium movement involved in cell motility; inner dynein arm assembly. NCBI's taxonomy places the organism in Eukaryota, Metazoa, Echinodermata, Echinoidea, Camarodonta, Strongylocentrotidae. The record is from RefSeq and is a predicted model, not a curated record. The coding region runs from base 136 to 3009 and encodes 957 amino acids. The transcript has 22 exons. Gene Ontology annotation, molecular function: dynein light chain binding; dynein heavy chain binding.